AUGAUUUCUUUAUUUUUGACCGCUUUUGGCGUUCUUGCGGUCGGCGCCAACCGUGACGCACGUCUUGCUUCCAACCGCGUCGUUCCCGAAGUUGCUCAGGUUUGAAAAUUCCAAAAAAAUUAGAGAUGUUCAAAGGUGCAUGAUUAAUCUUCUUGAAGGUCACGGGGUGAUUUUGAGACAUUUAAAAAGCUAAAAAUAGUGUAAAAUUCUGCUCUAAAGAUCGAAUGAAGAAAAAAUAGCCGCUUAGAAUAGUUUCCAUUAAAAAUUUCCUAUUUAAUAUUUUCUAAGAUAUUCAAAAAAGUAAACUUCGAGGGUUUUUUUUUUCGCAGUAAGGCAAAAUCAAGAUGGAUAUUUUUGAAAAAUCGCCUUUUUUGUUUUUCAGCCAUAGAGCGGUAAAGUAGGAGCAAGAAAAUUCAAAAUUUUACAGUCUCAAUAAAAUUGGCCUCUAAGGAUGAAGAAAAAACUAUUUCGAGUUUUCAGGAAAGAUAGGCACAAGAAAUUUGUCAUUUAUUUUUUAAAUUCGAACCUUUUCAAACACCUUUCCGUCUAAUAAGCUUGACAUAGAAAUAAAAUAUUACCUAAAAUUGUAUUUUAUCCACCUCAAACUUUAGCCAGAACGAUGGCAAGACCUGGAAACGUCGCCCUACGACAACAUUGUCCACUACAACGGCGAGCGGCAUUUCAAAAAUGUCAAACAAUUGACUUUCGGCGGCAUGAACGCUGAGGGUUAUUUCAGGUUCAUUAAACACGAAAAAUAAGUGAAAUUAUAAAAGUUACAGUUUCGACAACUCAAAGCUAACCCUACAAGCGACCGGCUACGGUACUGAUUGUGAUCAGGUUGGCUUAGGGAUUUCGGAAAUUAUUUCGAAAAUUGUCAGAUCUACGAGCUUGACCUGAAUCGAGACCCUCGGCAGCAGACUUUACGUCGGAUCAGCACGGGUUUGAAAAAAGUUGAAUUUCAGUUUUGAAGAAAUGAAAUUCCAGGUCUUGGCGGUACAACUUGUUCCUAUUUCUUCAAAGAAGCCGAAAAUAAUCAUCGACUCUAUGCUGGAAACUUCUGGAACGUUAACGUGGGUUUUUUUUUGAUAACUAUCUGAAAAUAAUUGAUAUAGUGACGAAUAUUUGACCAUGAAUCUAGGUAAACGGAAACAUUCAAAAUCGUAACUUGAAAAUGAAAAAUUCUCCCGAAAACUUAAUCCGAGAAAACGAUAGGUGGCCACUUAAGUGGUGUUAGCGCUCCCUGAGUGUCCCCUUAAGUAGACGGGAAGAUCAAAUAGUGAAAUGAAAAAAAAAACUGGGAGUUUUUUGAGCUCACAAUACUAGUCUAACUCCUUGAAAAUUACCCUCCUAACCAAAUUAUCCUCAACUUUUUUAAAAAUAUACCAUUCUUAAAAACUUUUAAAUCCACCUUUUCAGAUAACCGGCGGCGACGUCUCCAAGACAUGCCCUCAGAAAAAGUGCGGCAACAUUUCAACGAUCACCGACCCCGUCCUCAAGCAGCUGUGCAACACCAGCUACACCUGGGACAUUUUCCCCGACUACGACAUUUUCAAGGUUCAGCGAAAGGUUUAAGAACGAAGGAUUAUUGGGGGUUUGUAGGUGGACCAGUACGGUAACUUCGUCCAGCGGCUGACCAACUCGCCAGGCUACGACGCCGAGGGAGUCGUGUCGCCCGACGGCAAGAAGAUCGCCUUCACAUCGAUUCGAACUGGCGACCUCGAGCUCUACAUCAUGGAUGCUGAUGGGACCAACGUCAAGCAGGUCGGAGAUUCUCAAUGAAUCAUCAUCUAGUUUGAAAAUUGAAUACUUUUGGCAAAUUUUUAAGAAGGGAAACAUAACUUCGACUUUGAACAUUGGGCAGAAUACUUUUUGAUGUACCAGAUGAAGAUCCUGAAAGUCUCAGCCUGCGCCUAAUUUUCAAAAAUGAGGAAGCUCAAAUUGGAGCCUAUAUCUUCACAAACUCUUUUUCAUUUUUGAGGUGUCUUUUUGUGAAAAAUUAAGAUUUCAUAGAGUUCAAGAACUACAGGUUCUUUUUCAAAUCUCAAUUUCCAAGUUAGAACUGCAAGAAAAAGGGCGUGUCCAGCCAAUCAGUACGUAGUUCGGUAGAGCGAACUUGACAUUGAAUGCUAAUUUAAUUAACUUUAUCCAUAUUUUUAAACCGUCAAAGCUAUAGUGGACGCAAAAAGCGUAGAGUCACAGAGAGACGUACAGAAAGUGAGAGUCACUUGCUCACUCUCACUUUCUGUACGUCUCCUCGAUUUCUAUGCUCUCUAGAAGGUUUCCCUGCGCCCUCCUUGACUCUCGACGUCUCUCAUAUUUAUGCUCUAUUUUCAUGUUUUUCUGAGCUCGUCGGUGAGGAAACAGAGAGACGCAGACACGCGAAAACGGUCAAGUCGGGCCACGCCAGAUCGAACCAAAAAAAACCACAAAACCUGUCCGAUUUCAAAAAAAACCUCAAUUUUUCAGCUAACCAACACCCUCGGCUACGACGGCGGCUCGUUCUUCGCUCCAGACGGAAAGCGGCUCAUUUUCCGCGCCAGUCGUCCUAAAACCAAGGAAGAGGUCGACAAGUACAAGGUUCCUACUGGAAAAAGAAACUUUUCACUAAAAGUGCUUUAGAAAUUGUUAACCUACCACCUCGUCGAACCAAUCGCCAUGGAGCUUUUCGUCAUCGACAUCGACGGCAAGAACAUGAGGCAGAUCACGAAUUUGGGACAAGCCAACUGGGCGCCUUACUAUCUUAAUGACAACAAACGGGUUGUUUUCAGGUAAAACGGCUUUUUUUUAAGCUCUCAGAAAAGAUUUUUUUUUUGUGAAAUUGCUAAAAAUCGGUCAAAAUCCCUCACCUUAAAGGUGUCAACUGUGCUAACAAGAAAGUUCGUUUAAUUUUUCGAUUAAGAAUUCCCUGAAGUUUGGCUAUAACACUCCUUGGCUUACCAGAAGAAUAACCUGUAAGUCUUCUAGUUUUCGAGAAAUAAAGGCUCAAAACCAAAAAAUAGCUCAUUUCAGGAAAAAAAAAUAAAAUGUUGAACCCCCUGUACCUUCAAUCCCACUACACUACUCGGAAAAACCCUUAUCAAACUUUUUUUUAAAGUCAACUACGCAUCGCUUAUCACAGCCACUACGUUAAUCCCUUCUUCAGCAUAAUCUUAUGAUCACCAAAUCGUAAUCCCUUAAUGAUUCAGUUCCAAUUUCAAUGCUUCUAUCAAUGGAUUCGGCGCCUUCACUCUAUAUGUUGUCAACGACGACGGUACGGGGUUGGAAAAGGUGCGGAAAAAAAAAUCGCAGAAAAAUAUUAAUAGAUUCUAGGUGACCUACGGUGAGAACCAGUUCAACUCGUUCCCCAUGAUGAGCUACGACGGAAAAAAGUUGGUCUGGGGCUCAAGUCGAAACGGCAGUCAGUACGACCUGAACCUUUUCAUCGCCGAUUGGACAGAUGAAGUUCAAAGUGAGGAAAUUUUGUAAAAAUCAGAAAAAAAUCGCAUGUUUUUGCAUGACUUUCAUUUUUCAAUCUAACAUUCUAAGCUUCUUAAGGCGCAGGUUAGGAUUUUUAUAAAACUUUUUCUGUCCGUUUCUUGCUUCAACAUUCCUCGAGGCCUUCUCUCAAAUCAAACAUUUUUCAUGUUUUUAUGAGCAAAUCAGUCCUAUUUAAACUCAGCUUCAAGGUUUAAAAACUUAGGAUUUUCGGAGUGGUCCCUAUAGGGGUUCGGGGGAAACCAGCUUCUAUAGGGGCCGAAAAAAAAAGAUCCCUAUAGGGGUAGAAUUAGGAUGAUCCUAUAGGCUUCAGAAUCUGACCCCUCAGCCCCUAUAAACAUCGAAUUGAAGGCAAAGAAAGAAUUUUUCUUUUUAAAAAGGUCUUGAGAAUGAAAUGUGAACCGAAAAAACCUAACUCUACGAUUCUUUCUAACCGGCCAAGAAGGGAGGUAAUUAUACCUUGCGCUUGGGAGUUUUAAUAAAAUUGCCUAGAACACUCCUUCCUGGAGGGGUAUAGUCUGUUCAGAUUUUUAAUGUCAAGUGCAAUGACGUCAUUCAAAAACACUCUGUGGAUGGCUCGCUCUCUGAUUGGUUUAUCGCACCAUUAGGGGCGGAGCUUGAGCGACGACUUGACAUUCAAAAUCUGAACAGACUAUAAGGAAAUUUCAGCCUGCAAAACUUCCAAGUUUUCGAUAAAUGAGGGCUCCAAGCCCCAAAGUAGCUCGUUUUAAUGAAUUUUGAAGGUUUUCAUUUUCUUAGAGGAGUUCUUUCUCAAAAACUAGACGGCAAUGUAGAAGGACCAUAACAUCCUCUGAGUGAACGUUUAUAACCGCAUCCCAACCAAUUCAGCCUACUCAUCCUCCACAUCGGCACCGCCACCGCCACCGUCACCAAAAUCAUCAACUUCCAAGCCAAUACCGACGACGACACGUCACUCACCCUCACUAACUAUGCCAUUCUCACUGUUUGCCGUCCUCCUAGCCAUUCUAGUUCGAAACUGA
Molecule: messenger RNA, 4475 nt
Organism: Caenorhabditis auriculariae
Lineage: Eukaryota; Metazoa; Nematoda; Chromadorea; Rhabditida; Rhabditidae
Source: the annotation of a GenBank genome assembly